UUAUGCUUCAUAACGAUAAAGAAGAUAAUGGAGUGUUUAACAUAGAAUAGAUUUAAGCGGUUGUUUUUGCAUUUAAUAGUUUAUUGUGGUGUAAAGUGCUAUAACAUUCUAAAUGACGGAUGUCAUAGUGAUAGGAUGUGGCGCCGCAGGGCUGGCGGCGUUGAGGAAGCUGCACGACGCUGGUCUCCGAGUCCUGGGCCUCGAAGCAUCUAACAGGAUCGGUGGUAGAGUCUGCACUGUCAACUUCGGAGACAAGGCUAUCGAUAUUGGAGCUGCAUGGUGUCAUGGCGAAAAAGACAACAAAGUCUUCGAGCUGGCUAACCCACUUGGUCUUCUUGGAAGACCAGAGCCAGAUACCAAUUGGUUCCUGCUUUCUAACGGGGACCAGGUUCCAGAAGAAAAUGCUCUAGGUAUCCUAAAGGCCUUGGAUACAGAAAUAGAAAAAGCGGACAAGUACGGCAAGCAAUCAAUUUCUGAGUGUAUAAGGAAUGCAGCCAAAACAAACGAAGCGCUAACGAAAGAUUCCAAACUAUCGGAGUCUUUUAUCGAAUGGUUUGAAAGGAACAACCAUUUGGGAGGUCAAGAUGAUCCCAAGAAAGGCAAGUCACUGCGAGGACUGGUAGAGCAUAAGCCUUGUGAGGGCGAACCACUUUUGCAUUGGAAGGGAAGGGGGUACAAAAGUAUAUUGGAUAUCCUGUUGAAUAGAUACCCAGACCCGUCCAAAGCAAUAAAUGUACAAAUAGAACUCAACAAAGAAGUUGAACACAUACAAUGGGGUUCAACCGAACCAGGGUACAAUAUUGACAACCCGCCGGUGCAAAUUACCUGCACUGACGGUACCAAGUAUGCUGCGGCCAGUUGUAUCGUGACUCUUUCAGUGGGAGUUCUAAAGGAAAGACACGAGAAACUAUUUUUCCCCCCACUCCCAGCGGAGAAGAUAAAAACCAUUGAAAACCUUCAAAUGUGUGGUCUUGAUAAAAUCUACAUUGAGUUCGAAAAGCCGUGGUGGCCGAAAACUCCUGGUAAAUUCACUAUCCUUUGGCGAGAUGAAGACAAAGCGCUAUUCUCUGGCGAAGAUGCUUGGGUAUCUGAAAUUUUUGGUCUUUGGACCGUUGAUUGCCAGCCGAAUGUCUUACUAGCAUGGAUCUAUGGGAAAGGAGCUGAAGCUAUGGAGAAACAGAGCUUGGAAAACGUAAAAACCGGAGUGCAGAAACUUUUUGCAAACGUUUUAAAGAACUUCGAAGUUUCGCCAAUUAAAAAUCUUAUAAGAUCACAAUGGCUCUCAAAUCCAUUAACACGUGGAUCCUACGCAUACCGAUCCGUCGCCACAGAAGAGGACGGAGGCAGUGCAGCCAUACUAUCAGAGCCUUUGGAUCGCGGUGACAGGUUCCCAACUAUAUGCUUCGCGGGAGAGGCCACCUCUCAUGAACAGCAUAACGCUGUACAUGGAGCAGUUGAGUCAGGGUUCAGAGAGGCCGAAAGGCUAAUAAAAAACUUUAAAAUGUACCAAAAUUAUUUUUAUCAAAGCUUCACGAGCCAAAGUCCUAGUUUUCAAAUAAAAAAAUAAGUUUAAAAAGUUAAUAUCGCUGUCAAAAAUGGAAUGGCGCGAAAAUUUUGCACGAAAUCUUUUCUUCGGUAAAUAUAAACUGUAAUAAAACAAUUUAUUACACAAUUUCAUAUAAUUUGUAAUAAUAAUAUUAUUAUUGAUUAUAAUCCUUACAAGUUUUUGUCACAUAAAACCCAUCUAAAACU
This is a messenger RNA of Trichoplusia ni (cabbage looper), 1752 nucleotides long. RefSeq names its product peroxisomal N(1)-acetyl-spermine/spermidine oxidase-like. Bases 113 to 1567 code for a protein of 484 amino acids. The record is from RefSeq and is a predicted model, not a curated record. Gene Ontology annotation, molecular function: polyamine oxidase activity. NCBI's taxonomy places the organism in Eukaryota, Metazoa, Arthropoda, Insecta, Lepidoptera, Noctuidae. The transcript has 7 exons.